Molecule: messenger RNA, 2092 nt
Organism: Syngnathoides biaculeatus (alligator pipefish)
Lineage: Eukaryota; Metazoa; Chordata; Actinopteri; Syngnathiformes; Syngnathidae
Product: neurexophilin-1
Exons: 3
Coding region: 82-972 (296 amino acids)
Molecular function (GO): signaling receptor binding
Source: RefSeq, a predicted model, not a curated record
GUUGCAUCCAAACCCAUCAUCAUUCGCGCAAAUUCCCAACCUUCCCCGCGAACAACCCCCAGUGUGCCGGAAUCUCUUGCUAUGGAUGAUAACCGCAUGGAAUUCCCAAGUUGCAGGAGGGAAGGCGUGGGGCUUUUCAAGCCUGGUGGAACAAUGCGCUGCUUCAUCCUGCUGCUCCUCAACGGAACCGCUUGUUUGGUGGCCCUAAGUCAGGAGGACGAGUCCUCAAGCCCAAAGAGAUCCUCGGGAGACUCCCCCAAGACGGUGGGCCUUCUGAGCGGCCAGGCAACCCUCUCACCGUUAAGCCGCUGGAUGCUUCACGGCAGGGGCCGGGCGGCGAAUGCCACCUCGCUGGAGUUGCCCUAUCGCUCACCGGCCGCUUUCUCCAAGCAGGAGUUUUCCAAGCAGGAGUUUUGGGAGAUGCUGGGUAGCGAUCCGCUCAAAGCGGAUGCCUCGGGAUCUCGGGUCAAGCGGCGACCCAUCGUCAAGACGGGCAAGUUCAAAAAGAUGUUCGGCUGGGGGGACUUCUACUCCAACAUUAAGACGGUGCGGCUGAAUCUGCUCAUCACCGGCAAGAUUGUGGACCACGGCAACGGCACGUUUAGCGUGUACUUCCGCCACAACUCCACGGGCCAGGGCAACAUCUCGGUGAGCUUGGUCCCGCCCGUCAAGGCGGUGGAGUUUGACCUGGAGCGCCAGAGCGUGGUCUACCCCAAGGACUCGAAAAUCUUCAAUUGCCGCGUGGACUAUGAGAAGGUGGACCGCAGCAAGCGCACCUCGUUGUGCAACUACGACCCAUCCAAGACCUGCUUCCAGGAGCAGAUCCAGAGCCACGUGUCCUGGAUUUGCUCGAAGCCUUUUAAAGUCAUCUGCAUCUACAUUUCCUUUUACAGCACAGACUAUCGCCUGGUUCAAAAGGUUUGCCCGGACUACAACUACCACAACGAGAUGCCCUACUUGCCGUCGGGCUAAGGGACUUUUCCUGGUGGGGAGCGCGAGCAGAGAAGAUCUGGAGGGGUAUUUUUGUUUUGUUUUAAUGCCACUGUGUAGCCUGACUUGAGUAAAAGAUAUAUGCAAAAGUCAAACAAUAUACAUAUGCACAUAAAGUGGCAGUCGGGACAAGACAUUCACAAAACGGUAGAGAAUGUCAGCGUAAACAUACAAGUUCUUACCUCAACCCUAGUCGAUCUUUAUUGAGUCCUGUCAGUCCCUCAAAAGCAGGACGAAUAGUCUGGCUUUAAUCACGAGCCCCUUUCACGCAAAAUUGGCAUAGGAGAGUAGAGCCGGGAUUUAUCAGCCUGUGCCUUUCCCAAACAGCCGGGACACUCGAUGCUCGAAGAAGUCUGCAGUCUUAGUCUAAACUCUAAAACUGACACUCCUGGUCUUUUCUCCUUUCACUCCUUCUGCCUCUGACAUUAACUCAGCAGCCCCCCCCCUCCCCGUUGCCAUUCCUGUAUCUUUCGCACAGAAUAUCGACGAGCGACGGUCAAAAAGUCAGAACGGUCAUAAAAUUAUUCAAGCAUUUACUUUCCUCCAGUUGAAUGUAAAAAAGCAGAUGGGCCGGUUCAGUGAGCACUUUCAAGAGGAAAACCGCCAUGGUCCGAUCAUUCCUGGUGUUAAGCGCGGGGUAACUGUCUUUAACAUUGACUCACCAUCCCAUCCCCACUCAGAAGAAUGCAGCCAUGCCUUCCAAUUAAAACCCGACAUCAAAACCCCAUGACGGCAACAAGUAACUGACUGGAUGUGAACCCACCGGCCCUAUAAAUUACCUACUUUUUUUGUAGUACUUUGUAGGGAGCCGCGCAUAAUCAAUACCGAGGUUCUCCGGCUCACGUCAGUUUCCGUUCCUACGGCGACAAAUGUAACCUGAAUUUGUACGUAAAUUGUUACACCCUGUAGUCAUUUUUACAAUAUAGUUCUAAGCCAUAAACAAAAAACAAUUGCAACUACACAAUAUCAUCCUGGCACCAUAUUUGAAAAGUUCUCUGUCAAACAAUCAAAAAAAGGUGGGUCUUGCUCAGGGGAGGGCAAACUAUGGCCUGAUGGCAACAUUAUGCCUGCUCUGUUCAAGUCCACCAAAUAUUUACAUCGA